Anisakis simplex (herring worm) is the source of this 294-nucleotide messenger RNA. Lineage: Eukaryota; Metazoa; Nematoda; Chromadorea; Rhabditida; Anisakidae. The record is from the annotation of a GenBank genome assembly.
AAAGAGGAUCUCGGCACAGCGGCCACAUUGGCCACAAUCGAUAGCCGCGAUUUACUGGUGGCUCUGAAGCAGAGUAGUGUGUUCAAUGUGAGAGGCAAGGAGAGAUGCCCGGAAGGAUUCGAGAUGUGGAAUGGUAAAUGCUAUCGAUUCUUCAGCGAGAAACAAGGCUUCGAGGAGGCCGCUGAGACGUGUGCACAGAUCAGCGCCUACUCAACUCUGGCAAGUGCUGAAGACGAAACAACGAAUCGAUUCUUGUCGAGUACGUUACUGAGUUUUAAUUUACCUUCCAGGUAG